UCACAAUUACUACUUUCUGUUGCCUCAACAUAUUUCAUUCUAUCUAUCAAUUUUUAUAAUACUUCAACUUCAACUUCACAAUACUUUCUGUUGCCUCAACAUAUUUUCUUAAUAUUCCUAAGUUUCUCCAUCAAGUUUUUUUUCUUUUCACGGGAGAUAAUACUCUCAAUUUGUUUACUCACAUAUUUUACAGGUAGCCAUGGCAGGGCUGAUGGUUGCAGGAGCAUUUCUUACGCCUGUCAUCCAAGUAAUUGUUGAGAGGGUUGCCUCAGGAGAUUACAAAGACCUCUUCAGCAUGCGAUUGGUGAAUAAACUUGAAAUCACAUUGAAUUCUAUCAACAAAGUGUUGGAUGAUGCAGAGACAAAGCAGUACCAGAAUCCAAAUGUGAGGAUAUGGCUUGAUCAUAUAAAACAUGAGGUAUAUGAAGUAGAACAGCUGUUGGAUGAGAUUGCUACAAGUGCACAACGAAAGAGCAAGGUUAAACACUUCUUUUCAUCUCUGACUAAUCAGUUUGAAUCUAGGAUGAAAGACUUGCUAGAUAAGCUAGAACAUCUUUUAAAGCAAAAUGAUGUGUUGGGAUUGAAAGAAGGAACAUAUGCUCGUAUUGAACUUUCAGAAAGAGUGCCAACGUCUUCUUUGGUGGAUGAAUCUAGCAAAUGUGGUAGAUAUGGUGAAAAAGAGGAAAUUAUCAGUUUCUUACUUUUAGAUAAUAAUAGUAGUAGUAGCAACCAGGUACCAGUAAUCAGCAUAGUUGGUCUUGGUGGGAUGGGUAAGACCACCCUUGCUCAGCUUGUCUACAAAGACCCCAGGGUGCAACAGAACUUUGAUCUUAAAGCUUGGGUCUAUGUUUCAGAAUCAUUUGAUGUUAUUAGACUCACUAAAGCAAUUCUCGAGUCAUUUGGUUCUUCACCAAACACUGAAAACCUAGAUCGACUCCAAUGUCAACUGCAGGAAAAGAUAGCAGGAAAGAAAUGUUUGCUUGUUCUAGAUGAUAUCUGGAAAGUAGACUGGGAAAGUUGUGAAAGGUUACUAAGUUUCUUUAACGAAGGAUCUUCUGGAAGUAAGAUUGUUGUAACAACACGAAAUAAGAAGAAUGCAUCAGCCAUGGAAUCUAAGUUUUUUGAAUUAUUUCAAUUGGGAGAGAUUGAUUCUUGGAGUUUAUUUGAGAGGCAUGCUUUUCCAAACAAAAAAGGGAGUGAAUAUCCAGAUCUUGAACCAAUUGGAAAGAUGAUUGUACACAAGUGUGGAGGGUUGCCAUUAGCUGUGAUAACAAUGGGGAAACUCUUGAGAGCAAAAUUCUCUCAAAGUGAAUGGAUUGAAAUAUUGGAGGAUGAUAUGUGGCAUUUAUCAGAGAAAGACACUGGCAUAAAUCCCGUAUUGAGAUUGGGUUACCAUAAUCUUCCUUCCAAUUUGAAGCCUUGUUUUGCAUAUUGUUCCAUAUUCCCCAAGGGUUAUGAGUUUGACAAGAACACGUUAAUCAAAAUGUGGAUGGCAAAUGGUUUGUUGAGUUCCUACAAAAGUGGAAAAAGUAAAGAAGAGUUGGGUAGUGAAUUAUUCAAUUUUCUUGUGUCAAUUUCAUUUUUCCAAAGAUCACUAGAUUUUGAUGGCGGUUUUAUCAUGCAUGAUCUUGUCAAUGACUUGGCAAAAUUAGUGUCUCGAGAGUUUUGCAUACAAGUGGAGAAUGAUAAGUUGCAAGAUAUAACUGAAAGAACACGUCACAUUUGGUGCUCUCUUGAGUUGACGGAUGGUGAUAGAACGUUAAAGGAGAUUUAUAGAGCUAAGGGACUACAUAGCAUGUUGGUAAAACCACUACAAGCCUUUGACACAUGCUUCACUGUGAGCAACAACGUGCACUAUAAUCUAUUUUCAAAACUAAAGUAUUUACGGAUGUUGUCAUUUCCUGGUAGUCCGGAUAUAUACAGAGAUCUAGAUCUAGUAGAAGAGAUAGGCAAUUUAAAGCUUUUGCGCUAUCUAGACUUGUCUUGGACAAGAAUUACAAAGUUGCCUGAUUCUAUUUGUAAGCUUUACAAUUUAGAGACACUGAUAUUGGAAGGAAGUUAUCUGACAGAAAUUCCUGUAGAUUUUUACAAACUCGAUUGUUUAAGCCAUCUUAAUUUGAGAGGAACUUCAAUAAAAAAAAUGCCAAAGAAGAUGGGGAAACUAAAGCAUCUACAAACGCUGACUAACUUUGUUGUGGGCGAGUGGAGUGGACCUGAUAUUAAGGAGUUAAAUAGUUUAAAUCUUCUUCAAGGAGAACUUUGUCUUUCAGGAUUGAACAAUGUCAGUAAUCCAGCACAUGCUGAAGAGGCCAAUUUGAAAGAUAAGAAGUUUUUAGAAGAAAUACAAAUGAAGUUUGAUUCGGGAAGAGAAGAAAUGGAUGGUUCAAUAGUGGAAAACGACGUGUCUAUCUUGAAGGCCCUUCAACCAAAUAAUAAUCUGAAGAUGCUCACCAUUUGGAACUACAAUGGCAAUAUGUUUCCAGUUUGGUUAAGGGGUUGUGAUUUACCCAACUUAAUAUCUCUUAAUCUUUGGGACUGUAAUGGAAUAAAGAUCUUCGGCAAUAACUCCGCAAAUGUUCCGUUCAAGUUCCUUGAAGUUUUGAAAUUUGACCGCAUGUUUGAAUGGGAGGAAUGGUUAUGUAACGAAGGGUUUCCUCAGCUUAAAGAGCUUCAUAUAACUGAUUGUCCCAAAUUGAAAAGGGCACUGCCUCAACACCUUCCUUCAUUACAGAAAUUGGUGAUUAAGGGUUGCGAAAUGCUGCACGUAUCAAUUCCCAAGUGUGAUAACAUCAUAGAGUUAGAUAUACAGGAAUGUAAUCAAGUUUUGAUACAUGAGUUGUCAUCCAACUUGAAAAGAUUCGUCCUUCGUGAUAAUCAGUACGUUGAGUUCCCCAUGGUUCAUUUAAUCAACAAUCCCAUUGUGGAAGAGUUGGAUUUGGAUUUCAAAGACUUUUUAGAAUGUCCCUCAAUGGAUUUGUGUUGUUAUAAUUCUCUUGAAAAACUUUCAAUAAGAGGAUGGAAGUCCUCCUCCUUGCCUAUUUCACUACACUUGUUCACCAAUCUGAAAAUUCUAAAAAUUUGGCAUUGUCUUGAAUUAGAAUCGUUUCCUAUGGGAGGUUGGCCUUCCAACUUUAGAAGACUUGAAAUAUAUAAUUGCCCUAGUUUUGAGCAGUUGCCAGAGGUUCCGUUUGAUCUUUGGAGAUUAUAGGUUGUCCAUUACCUAAGGAAAAGUACAAAAAGGAGGGAGGAGAGGCAUACAAUUAGUCACAUCCCUCAUGUGGAGAUUGACUUUAUUUUGCAGAAGUAGAAAUGAGGUGUUUAUCACAGGAUGGCAGGUCUACCUAAAACUCAAUGAUAUAGCCGACCAAGCUAUACCAUUGCUAUCAACUGUUUUCGAUUGUUGUGUGGUUAAUAAGAAUUUGUCUUUCCCUUUGUUAAUUGUGUAGUUUCCCUUUUCUGAGUGUGUAUUGUGUCUAUCUACAAAACAUUAAGACUGGAUACUGUAAUAUUCUUAUUUUGCUAUUGAUCAUAAUCUCAAGUUGUGCAAAACCUAUUUAUAUACAAAGUUUCUGUCUACCAUGAUUUUAUCAAAUUCCUUGUGUUUCAUGCUUAAUAAAAUUCUCCACAGUUCUUUCUUCAAAAGGAAAUGAUGUUUUUAAGGAAUUUAAAGCUACGAAAUAUUCUAUGAUUUAAGUGAUUAAUCCUUUGCAUAAUUAUGUACUUUCUCUCCAGUUCUGAAGACACUGGUAUUUUGGAGGAAUUUAGAGCUAUAUGUACAAAGUAGGACAGUAAAGUAGCAACAAAAAUACUAGUAUAAAUUAGUAUGGAUUUUGAAAAGCUACAAGAAAAUAGUAAUAGUGUCAUUUUUUAACAGCAAUUACAUAAUAGAGCUUUAAUUUUAUUGCCUUUAAUUUUAUUA
Molecule: messenger RNA, 3919 nt
Organism: Vicia villosa (hairy vetch)
Lineage: Eukaryota; Viridiplantae; Streptophyta; Magnoliopsida; Fabales; Fabaceae
Product: putative disease resistance RPP13-like protein 1
Exons: 4
Coding region: 200-3208 (1002 amino acids)
Biological process (GO): defense response to other organism
Molecular function (GO): protein binding; ADP binding
Source: RefSeq, a predicted model, not a curated record